Oldenlandia corymbosa var. corymbosa is the source of this 1749-nucleotide messenger RNA. NCBI's taxonomy places the organism in Eukaryota, Viridiplantae, Streptophyta, Magnoliopsida, Gentianales, Rubiaceae. The record is from the annotation of a GenBank genome assembly.
AUGAGUACAGGACGGUGGAUUUCCAUCCUUGCCACCCUCUUUGGAGUUCUCUCCCUUAUUUCCUCUUCUUUCUCCGAACCAGCUCCAUACCGUACGUUCGCCAAAGAUGCCACCCUGGCUCCGCCGCUGGUCUUCUACGACUACAUCGUGAUCGGCGGCGGAACAUCGGGAUGCGCUCUGGCGGCGACCCUAUCUCAGGGAGCCACAGUGCUGGUGCUGGAGAGGGGUGGGUUGCCUUACGCCGAUCCUAACAUAACCGACCUAACUGGUUUCGCCGCCAAUCUAGCCGACACGUCUCCCUCCUCGCCGGCGCAGCAAUUCGUUUCCACCGACGGCGUCAUCAACCACCGGGGUCGCGUCUUGGGCGGCGGGACGGCUAUAAACGCCGGGUUCUACUCCCGGGCGAGCACCGAGUACGUGGCCAGAGCCGGGUGGGACCAGAAGCUGGCCAACGAGUCGUACGAAUGGGUGGAAAACAAGGUGGUUUUCGAGCCGGUGGUGGGUGGUUGGCAAUCUGCGUUGAGGAAUGGGUUGCUCGAAAGCGGUCAAUUCCCUUACAAUUACUUCACCUACGAGCAUCACCGGGGGACUAAAGUCGGCGGCACUAUUUUCGAUCAGAACGGAUAUCGACACACCGCCGCGGAUUUACUCGAAUACGCCGACCCGAAAAGUAUCACCGUCUACCUUCACGCCACCGUUCAACAAAUCUUGUUCAGACCCCAAGGCCUGGGGAGACCAAAGGCGAAUGGAGUAGUCUUCACUGAUUCGUACGGACGGAGGCACGUGGCGUCAUUGUACAGAGGUGCUAUGAAUGAGAUCAUACUCACAGCUGGGGCGCUUGGAAGCCCACAAAUUCUGAUGCUGAGUGGGAUUGGUCCGGCCCAACACCUUCGAGCCCACAACAUCAAAGUAGUGUUGGAUCAGCCUCAGGUUGGUCAGGGAAUGGCUGACAACCCAAUGAACGCCAUUGUUGUUCCUUCGCCCCGACCCGUUGAGACUUCCCUGAUUCAAGUGGUGGGAAUUACCGAUUUCGGGUGCUACAUUGAAGGCGCCAGUGGACCCGUGGGUUUUGAUUGGGUCCAUGGCCUCAAUCAACAGUUUCAAAAGAUUACAAAUCAGACUAGCGAGCCUUACACCGUACGAAGCAACCAAACCAACGAUAUAUCGGGUCCAGAUGAAGCAGAAGCUAUUGAAAUCGGGAACCUGUAUGAUGCAACUAGAAGAUCCGGAAUUAUACUUGAGAAAGUAACGGGUCCUUACUCCACGGGUCACCUGGAGCUGUACAGCACCAACCCGAAUGACAACCCGGUUGUUACAUUUAACUAUUUCAAAGACCCAAGGGACCUGGAAAGAUGUGUUCAGGGAAUGGAAACGAUCAGAAGGAUUAUAAACUCAUUAUCUUUCACGAGUUUUAGAUACCCUUUGACUCCGGUUCAGGCACUGAUAAACUCGAUGCUGACUUUCCCUGUGAACUUGAGACGGAAAAGGAUCACGGCUGCCUUCUCAAUGGAGCAUUAUUGCGAGGACACUGUGAUGACCAUCUGGCAUUACCACGGUGGAUGUCAAGUUGGCAAGGUUGUGGAUUCCAACUACAGAGUUAUCGGGGUCGAUUCGUUGCGGGUUAUCGAUGGUUCUACGUUUUAUGAGUCCCCUGGAACUAAUCCUCAAGCCACUGUCAUGAUGCUUGGAAGGUACAUGGGGCAGAGAAUUCUUGCGCAAAGGAAUUCAAAGGGGAUGAAGAAGCAGUAG